AUGUUCAUCUGGAUUCAACAAGCAAUCGCGAAAUACGGACAGGACAUUAUCAUUAAGAUCCUGGCGGCUGGUCCUGUUCCCAAACAUGUAGCCUUCGUUAUGGACGGCAACCGUCGAUACGCCAGGAAACACCAAAAAGAAAUACCACAGGGACAUUCGGAGGGAUUCGUCGCGCUGAAGCGGGUCUUGGAAGUGUGCUUAUACCUGGGUGUCAGCUGUGUCACCGUUUAUGCCUUUGCUAUCGACAAUUUUAAACGGUCUCCAGAAGAAGUCGAUGCUUUGAUGCAUUUGGCUGAGACUAAGCUUGUGGAAUUGUGUGAACAUGGGGACCUGCUAGACAAGUAUGGUGUACGGUUGAAUGUGCUUGGUAGGAAGGAGCUCUUGCCGGAGCCCGUGAGGGCAGCUAUCGCCAAAGCUGAGGACAUGACGCGCAAUAACAAACGUGCUAUUCUGAAUGUCUGCAUGCCCUACGGUUCUCGAGACGAAAUUACCACCGCCGUGCAGUCGUCCGUGCAGAAUGCGAUGGAAGGGGAUUGCGUCGUCACUGAAGAAGACAUAGAAUCCAACCUGAUGACUACACUCGGAAAUAGUCCUCCUUUGGACAUCCUCAUUCGAACGAGCGGGGUGAAGCGGUUGAGCGAUUUUCUGUUGUGGCAGUGCUGUGAAGACACCCAGAUUCAUUUCACGGAUACCUUCUGGCCCGACUUUGCCCUCACCGAUUUCAUCCCUAUCCUUCUCGACUACCAGCGUAAAGUUUGGAGCAAACCGUCCAACGCCGGCCCUUGA
Coprinopsis cinerea okayama7#130 is the source of this 786-nucleotide messenger RNA. Its product is annotated as dehydrodolichyl diphosphate synthetase. The record is from RefSeq and is a predicted model, not a curated record. The transcript has 6 exons. Lineage: Eukaryota; Fungi; Basidiomycota; Agaricomycetes; Agaricales; Psathyrellaceae. Bases 1 to 786 code for a protein of 261 amino acids. Gene Ontology annotation, cellular component: membrane; dehydrodolichyl diphosphate synthase complex; lipid droplet. Gene Ontology annotation, molecular function: ditrans,polycis-polyprenyl diphosphate synthase [(2E,6E)-farnesyl diphosphate specific] activity.